Messenger RNA from Alternaria arborescens, 411 nucleotides. RefSeq lists its product as hypothetical. The record is from RefSeq and is a predicted model, not a curated record. The coding region runs from base 1 to 411 and encodes 136 amino acids. The transcript has a single exon. Lineage: Eukaryota; Fungi; Ascomycota; Dothideomycetes; Pleosporales; Pleosporaceae.
AUGCCGUGCUAUGCAAUAUCCGAGCCAAUUCCCGUCAAAUACAACCGCCCGAUACACUGGGAAAGACUCCAAGCUUCAACGUCAUCUUCUCCACGAGCUGCCAAGGAGCGCAAGGAGCGUUCUAUAUCAAAGUCAACAUUGCAAUCUCCCAAUUCCUUUGUCGAUCGCCGUCCAAGCUCGACGUACAACGAUCUCAUAUCGUCCUCUCUGCUUCGACAACAAAGGAGGGUUAUGAAUGGUCAUAUCGAGAAGGCAGUUCAAGCCAUCAAGAGUAGUAAGGCCCGACUUAGACGAUUAUACCUCUUGGAUGCCAGUAUCGGUGCGGAGCAUGCAGAGAAGAAGCGCCGUGAAAACAACAAGGAUGACACUGAAGACGUUGACGAGCCUCCUUUAUCAGGUGGAUCUGCGUAG